ACGGGAUUGUGGCGGUCCUCUCUCCCAACUCGGAAGCCGCCACUGCCUCCAGACGCUCUCAAGAUGGCGACUUCUCUGGGUUCCAACACCUACAACAGGCAGAACUGGGAGGAUGCGGACUUCCCCAUUCUGUGCCAGACAUGUCUUGGAGAAAACCCAUAUAUUCGAAUGACCAAAGAAAAGUAUGGGAAGGAAUGCAAAAUCUGUGCCAGGCCAUUCACAGUAUUUCGCUGGUGCCCCGGUGUCCGCAUGCGUUUCAAGAAGACUGAAGUGUGCCAAACCUGCAGUAAAUUGAAGAAUGUCUGUCAGACCUGCCUCUUGGACCUAGAAUAUGGCCUGCCCAUCCAGGUUCGGGAUGCAGGAUUGUCUUUUAAGGAUGAUAUGCCAAAGUCAGAUGUCAACAAAGAAUACUACACACAGAAUAUGGAGAGAGAGAUUUCCAACUCUGACGGAACACGGCCAGUUGGCAUGUUGGGGAAAGCCACAUCCACCAGUGACAUGCUACUCAAACUAGCCCGGACCACACCCUACUACAAAAGGAAUCGACCCCACAUUUGCUCCUUCUGGGUAAAAGGAGAAUGUAAGAGAGGAGAGGAGUGUCCAUACAGGCAUGAGAAGCCAACAGAUCCGGAUGACCCCCUUGCUGAUCAGAACAUUAAAGACCGAUAUUAUGGGAUCAAUGACCCUGUGGCAGAUAAGCUUCUAAAGCGGGCUUCAACAAUGCCUCGUCUGGACCCCCCAGAGGACAAGACUAUCACCACGCUGUAUGUUGGUGGUCUGGGCGAUACCAUUACUGAGACCGAUCUAAGAAAUCACUUCUACCAGUUUGGGGAGAUCCGGACGAUCACCGUCGUACAGAGACAGCAGUGUGCGUUCAUCCAGUUUGCCACGAGGCAGGCUGCAGAGGUGGCUGCGGAGAAGUCCUUUAAUAAGUUGAUUGUCAAUGGCCGUAGACUCAACGUGAAAUGGGGAAGGUCCCAAGCAGCCAGAGGAAAAGAAAAAGAGAAGGAUGGAACCACAGACUCUGGGAUCAAGCUAGAGCCCGUUCCAGGACUGCCAGGAGCUCUUCCGCCUCCUCCUGCAGCCGAAGAAGAAGCCUCUGCCAACUACUUCAACCUACCCCCAAGUGGUCCUCCAGCCGUGGUGAACAUAGCCCUGCCGCCACCCCCUGGUAUUGCCCCGCCCCCACCCCCAGGUUUUGGGCCACACAUGUUCCACCCAAUGGGACCACCCCCUCCUUUCAUGAGGGCUCCAGGACCAAUCCACUAUCCUUCUCAGGACCCUCAGAGGAUGGGAGCUCAUGCUGGGAAACACAGCAGUCCCUAGCACACUAUCAGCACGCCAGGGCUUUACGGAAGAAAGGGCGUUUAAAAAUCCCAGUAAAUGAAUCUUGGAAUAAAUAUAUUUUUUCCUUCCUUUGUA
Neofelis nebulosa (Clouded leopard) is the source of this 1422-nucleotide messenger RNA. RefSeq names its product pre-mRNA-splicing factor RBM22. NCBI's taxonomy places the organism in Eukaryota, Metazoa, Chordata, Mammalia, Carnivora, Felidae. Bases 64 to 1326 code for a protein of 420 amino acids. The record is from RefSeq and is a predicted model, not a curated record. Gene Ontology annotation, molecular function: pre-mRNA binding; U6 snRNA binding; metal ion binding. The transcript has a single exon. Gene Ontology annotation, cellular component: Prp19 complex; U2-type catalytic step 2 spliceosome; U2-type catalytic step 1 spliceosome.